This is a messenger RNA of Drosophila eugracilis, 666 nucleotides long. Its product is annotated as protein FAM98B. The coding region runs from base 107 to 481 and encodes 124 amino acids. The transcript has a single exon. NCBI's taxonomy places the organism in Eukaryota, Metazoa, Arthropoda, Insecta, Diptera, Drosophilidae. The record is from RefSeq and is a predicted model, not a curated record.
AUCCAGUGGUUACAGCAUUCGAGUGCCAACACUUCGAGACGCACUAACUCCUUAGUCAGGAUAUAAAACUUAAAACUUAAAACUCAAAAAGCCCAAAACUCACAGGAUGAAGGUGUUCAUUGUACUCUGCGCUUUGGUGGCCUGUGUUUCGGCCGGAGUGGUGCGAUCCUCCGGCUGGGGAUCGAGUCCUUGGGGCGGCAGCAGCGGAGGAUGGAACAGUGGCUGGACGACUGUCCAGCAGCCUCAGAUCGUCAAGGUGAUCAAGCUGGGAGGAGGAGGAGGCGGCAGCGGCAUCUGGGGAGGUGGUAACUCCGGAUGGGGAGGCAGCAACUCUGGAUGGGGUGGAAACUCUGGAUGGGGAGGCAGCAACUCCGGAUGGGGAGGUAGCAACUCCGGAUGGGGCGGAAACUCCGGCUGGAGCAGCGGCAACUCAGGAUGGAACAAUGGCUGGUCCAGCUCUGGCUCCAGUGGAUGGUGGUAAAGGAUCAGGAUACGUCACCAUCUCUAGGAGACCAAAUCCAAGUGGAAGUCCCAAUCCCAACCUAUAAUCCCAAUCCCUAUCCCCCCGAUCCCCCUCUCUGCACCUGGUUCACAAUUCACGAUUUUGUAACAUAGAUCUUAAGUACCUUUUUUUUGAGUAACAAAUAAAUAAAUGUACGAAUCCAA